AGCAGGUAUGCUUAUUAUACCAUUACAUCUUUUGCGCCUGUCGAAAUCUGUUUUCUUGAUGUGCUUUUACAGGAGAGAGCAGGAGUCCCGCAUUGUGGUCAGCUGCUAACUUUGAUGGAUGGGAACAAAAAAUCUUCAAAGAAGCUUCCCCACGUAGUUGUUGUCGCGUCAACUAACAGGGUGGAUGCUAUUGAUCCAGCAUUGAGAAGGCCAGGACGUUUUGACUCAGAGAUAGAGGUCUCUGCUCCUACUGUAGAAGAAAGGGUGCAGAUUCUUGAGCUUCAUACCAAGGAUCUACAUCUUCAUGAAACUGUCGAUCUUCAGACUAUUGCUGGAUACUGCAAUGGUUAUGUUGGAGCUGAUUUACAAGCUCUAUGUCGAGAAGCUGCCAGAUUUGCUUAUCGUAGAUUAUCAAACUCAUCUGAGGAUGAGGAGAUGAUCACACUACUCAUGGAAGAUUGGGAGUCUGCUAGAUCUGAGGCCAAAGCAAGCAUGAUAAGAGGGGUAACUAAAGAAGCUCCAACUGUUUCAUGGGAUGAUAUAGGAGGUUUGAAAGAUCUAAAGAAAAAGCUUCAGCAAGCUGUUGAGUGGCCCAUCAAGCAUGCUGCUGCAUUUGCUAGACUAGGGAUAUCACCAGUUCGUGGUGUGCUUUUGCAUGGUCCUCCAGGGUGCUCAAAGACCACCCUUGCCAAGGCUGCAGCACAUGCUGCCCAAGCUUCUUUCUUUUCUUUGAGUGGUGCAGAACUAUAUUCGAAGUAUGUUGGAGAAGGUGAAGCUUUGUUGCGAAGAACAUUCCAGAGAGCACGUCUGUCUGCUCCAAGCAUUAUAUUUUUUGAUGAGGCUGAUGCAAUUGCCCCUAAAAGAACUGGUCCUGAUGGGGACAGUGGCAAUGCCACAGUAGGAGAAAGACUCCUAUCAACUUUGUUGACUGAAAUGGAUGGUUUAGAACUGGCUACGGGCAUUAUUGUUUUGGCUGCUACUAAUCGUCCCAAGGCAAUCGAUGCAGCGCUUCUCCGCCCAGGGCAUUUUGAUAUGGUGUUGUAUGUUCCGCCACCAGACGUGCAAGGUCGGCAUGAGAUACUACGCAUCAAAACACGCAAGAUGGGGUUAGGGGAGGAUGUGGACCUUGGGAAGAUAGCGGAGUGCACCGAGCUGUUCACCGGUGCUGAUCUCGAAGGUUUGUGCAGGGAAGCAGGAAUGUUGGCACUGAGGGAAGAUAUCACUGCAAGUUCGAUAGACAAGGCUCAUUUUGAGGCUGCAGUAAGGUCGCUAAAGCCAUCACUGACAAAAGCAGAAGUUGACGAGUACGCAGCUGCUGCCAUACAUGGUCCAACAACGAGGAAACAUUAAAAUAUGUUACAUCUUCUAGUUUCUGUUUAAGCUUGUAUUGUGGAAGCAUUCUAGAUCAGUCUGUCCUUUGAUAAUGCUAUUGCUGGUCAGUUGAAUGAUAUGUUCGUGCAUUUCUUUUUAUGGAAAGGUCAAGCUUGAGUGCUUAUGAUGUUCCAGUUAUUCUGGUUGUGUUUGCCUACAGCUGUU
Messenger RNA from Lolium rigidum, 1536 nucleotides. Its product is annotated as cell division control protein 48 homolog B-like. The record is from RefSeq and is a predicted model, not a curated record. Gene Ontology annotation, molecular function: ATP binding; ATP hydrolysis activity. NCBI's taxonomy places the organism in Eukaryota, Viridiplantae, Streptophyta, Magnoliopsida, Poales, Poaceae. The transcript has 8 exons. The coding region runs from base 115 to 1350 and encodes 411 amino acids.